Colletotrichum phormii is the source of this 1949-nucleotide messenger RNA. RefSeq names its product major facilitator superfamily transporter. The record is from RefSeq and is a predicted model, not a curated record. Bases 234 to 1766 code for a protein of 510 amino acids. Gene Ontology annotation, cellular component: membrane. NCBI's taxonomy places the organism in Eukaryota, Fungi, Ascomycota, Sordariomycetes, Glomerellales, Glomerellaceae. Gene Ontology annotation, molecular function: transmembrane transporter activity. Gene Ontology annotation, biological process: transmembrane transport. The transcript is spliced from 3 exons.
CUCGACCCAGUAAAAAUCGUUAUCAAGUCUCUUUUUCGGACCAUCGACCGCUUCUCUAGUGUCUCUAGGGAGGGAUAUGCUAUGAUAAAGAAUCUUCCGCCCAGGUUCAAUCUUCACUUUGCCCAGGGAAGCCCCAUCAGCUUGGCUCAAUUCACCGACCGUAGGCCGUGUUGAAGCUGUCUUGUCAUCGUGCAACGGAACCAGAGUCAGUAACAGCUGCAUGUCGAACCAGGAUGGCACUGCACCUCGAUACCAACGCGGCCAAUGCCAUCAAGACCGUCAACCCAACCAGCCGGAGCCAAGACAAGGACGGCAUUACCGCGACCUCCGCCGUUGCCGAGGCCGAUACCAAGCCGGAACCCCCACAGCAACCUGAAGCUGCCGGAUGGUUCCACUGGCACGAACCCGGCACGUCGCCGGAAGAGAAGAAGUUGAUCUUCAAACUGGAUUGGUUUCUACUCUCAUUCUCUUGUCUCAUGUUCUUCAUUAAACAGCUUGACCAGAACAACAUUUCUAAUGCCUACGUAUCCGGCAUGUCGGAAGAGCUCGGCUUCGGUCCUGGCAACGAACUCUCCUGGAUGAAUACCUACUUCAACAUUGGAACAAUCAUUGGCGGUUCUUUUGCCAAUCUAAUCAUCACUGUCGUCCGCCCGCGCUUCUGGCUGACCGGGUGCCUCUGCACUUGGUCUCUCUUCGUGCUCUUCCUGUUCAAGUGCCAGAACGCUACUCAAUUCUACGUCCUGCGUUUCUUCAUCGGCUUGUUCGAGUCUGCAGCCUGGCCCGGCGUUAUGUACGUCCUUGGAUCGUGGUACCGCAAAAGCGAGCUGUCUCGCCGUUCCGGCCUCUUUGUCAUGAGCGGUGUCUUGGGGCAGAUGUUCUCUGGCUAUCUUCAAUCUGCCUUGUAUUCGGGCAUGGGCGGGAAGGGUGGCUUGUCGGCGUGGCGAUGGCUUUUUGUCUUUGACUUCAUUCUUGCCAUCCCCGUAGUGAUCUAUGGUGUUAUUUGCUUCCCCGACACCCCUCAUACUACAAAGGCUUUCUACCUAAGCGACUGGGAAAAGCAGCGCGCCCGCGAGCGCAUUGAAGAAGAGGGUCGCAAGCCCGUCGGCAAGAUGAAUUGGUCCGUCAUCAGCCGCGUCUUCGGCUCGUGGCAGGUCUACGCCUUCACUGCAGCCUACUCUUUCUGGACUUUGACCUGCGGCUCCUACAUCAUUCAAUACUUCACUCUGUACCUUAAGUCUACAAAGAUGUACACUGUGCCGGAGAUCAACAACAUUCCCACCUGCGUCGGCGCCAUCAACUUCGUCUUCAUGGUGUCCACAGGAUACGUCUCCGACAAAAUUGGCCGGCGUGGGCCUGUCUGCUUCGCCGUCGGGUGUCUCCUCACGUUCGUGUAUGCCGUCCUCGCAGCGUGGAGCGUGCCGCCAAUGCUGCGCAUGGCCGUGUUCAUCCUUGCAGGAUGCUAUGGUUGUUACACGCCUUUACUGGCUGGGUGGGCGAACGAGGCCUGCGGCGGCGAUCAGCAGAAGCGUGCCUUUGUGCUUGGCUUCAUGGUUUCGGUCGGCCAGGCCGUUGUGAUUCCCUUCCAACAGCUGCAGAUGCCGAGCGGACAAGCCCCUGCAUUUGCCAAGACCCAUGGGUGGGAGAGCGCGCUUGCGUUUGUGGUGGCAUUGACUGUCUGGACUGGCGUUGGUCUGCCGUUGCUUCAGAAAUGGAGGGAAUCUCGGGUGAAGUUCAGCACUCACGAGAGUGAUAGCGAUGAGGCUUGAUUGGUUUUCAAAGUGAGGGACCAAGAACGGGAGAAUGUAUGAUCGAGAACAGUUUCUGAGAGCGCUUAUGUCAGUUUGUUUCAGGGUAAUGGGGUACUAGUGAAGUGUCCAAACGUAGGGGAGAUGAGACACAAUUAUGCUAUGAUAGACAUCAUGUGAGUAAUCAGUUUCGAAGUUUGAAGU